UCAAAGCUGACCCAUUUUCUGAGAAGAGACUGGCAUAAGAAAUGGGCGAGAGAGCAGGGGCUUGAUUGCGAGUAAGCGAACUCAAAAGAAUUGUCCCGGCAAUGGCUUUGCAUUUCGUGUAUGUCUGUGUGACCGUGCUCUUUCCUCUGGCUUUGGCAAUCGGCGUACAACGUGGCACAUUAGAAUCUGUUCCAGAGCUUGAAAAGGCUAUGUAUGUAGGAGUAAAUGGAACUCCUUGCGUGAGGCUUCUGAAUCUAUCAGGAGAGAUUGGGUGUGCGAAUCCAGGUCGUGUGAAAAUUACAGCUCCAUUAAGGCGGCUUGAAAAAGCCAGGGAUCAGCUGGAUCAACGUUCAGCAAUUCUUUUGCCAUUACAUGAAUUUGACAAUUUCUUAAACAGGGUGGUAGAUGAACCAAGAUUUGCUCAGUAUGUAGCAGGUCUAUUACUUGAAUAUGAGCCCAAAAACCAAUUCCAGGGAUCAGGGUUUUCUCCGGACAAGACAUUUCCACAGGCAGAAUUUGCCCCUUACAAGAACAACACAUAUCAAUGGAAUCCUGUUGGAAGCAGUAUCCUGUAUCAUAGCUACGACUUUCCUGUAUUUAUGCUCUCUCAGGAAAGCACUGAAGUUUUGCAAAAGGUUUCUGCAUCCAAUAAAAAACAGAAUUUCAAGUAUCCAGUAAAUGUGGCAGAAUUUGAUCUAGUCAUGCAGACAACUAAAUCUGGCACACAUGACUCUCGCUCCUGUCUUGAAGAAGGAUCCUGUUUGCCUCUUGGAGGUUACAGUGUCUGGUCUUCACUUCCGCCCAUUAAUGUUUCAUCUUCAUCACCAAAGAAGCCUAUUAUACUGGCAAUAGCAACAAUGGAUUCUAUGUCAUUUUUUCGAGACAAGACUCUUGGAGCCGAUUCUCCUUUGUCUGGAUUGAUAGCGUUGUUGACGGCAGUUGAUGCCCUCUCACAUGUUGAUGGAGCAAGCAAAUGGGAAAAGCAGCUGGUUUUUUUGGUUGUCACGGGGGAAGCAUGGGGUUAUCUUGGGAGUCGACGAUUUCUUGCUGAGCUUAACUCUAGUGGAGAUUCAGUUAAUGGGCUGAGCAGUGAAUUAAUUGAACAGGUAGUGGAAGUCGGUUCUGUUGGCAAAGCUAUGGUGAAGGGGAUUCCUACAUUCUUUGCUCAUGAUCAACAGGAUUCUGACAGGGCAAAGGCCAUUCUAGAAGCUUUGGAACAGGCUGCUGCAUCAUUUGGAACAGAAGCAAUUAAAGUUAAAAAAGCAAGCACUUCUAAUCCUGGCAUACCUCCUUCGUCAUUAAUGUCUUUUAUAAACAAGGACCCUUCAACACCAGGGAUUGUCUUGGAAGACUUUAAUACGACCUUUACGAAUGAGUUUUAUCAUAGUCAAUUGGAUGACUUGUUAAAUAUUAACUCUACCUCAAUCGCAGCGGCAGCUUCUGUAAUUUCACGAGCCCUAUAUAUUCUGGCAAACAAUGGUUCAGGAAGCAAUUCGAUAAUGCAGUCAAUCAAUGUGAAUGAAUCUCUUGUUGAAGAACUGUUAGAAUGUUUACUGUCUUGUGAACCAGGGCUAUCUUGUAGAUUGGUUGGCAAUCUCAUGACACCUACCCAAGUCUGUCCAAACCACUAUGUUGGCGUUCUUCUAGGUGCUCCGUCAUCGGCUCUGUAUCCUGAUUACGUUGAUGACACUUCCCAAUUUGUUUGGAAUUUCCUUGCCGAUCGUACCUCCAUUCCAAGAGAUGAUGCUCAGCCUUGCUCACGAGAUUGCACGAAUUCAAGUGAAGUCUGUGUUGGUUUAAGAGCAGACCAAAAAGGAGUGUGCAUGAUUUCAACAACAAGGUAUGUACCAGCAUAUUCAACACGUCUGAGCUAUGAGUCUGAUGCUUGGAAGGUGAUUCCUGUUCAAGCUAAUGAUGAAAUGGGUAUGAUUGAUCCAGUUUGGACUGAGAGCUUUUGGAAAUCUCUUGGGGUUCGAGUUUACAUACAACAGAGCACCUUCUUUGACGAGCUUAUUUUGUUAUCAGGAUUGGGAGUAACUGUGGGAUCUUUUAUUGCAAUAAUAUGCACCAAAGCAGUUCUUAUGAAGGCUCUCAAGAAUGACUAGAAUGUCAAUGGGCAACCUUUAUGAUCAUUUUGUCAAUGUGUAAAUUAUAUGACUGCUUAGUCCAAGCAUUUAAAGUACUUGUUUAGAGGUUUGGAGAGUUUUGUCGCAGGACAACAGGAUUGUCAGACUAAGGGAGAAAGAAGAAGAUGUAAUGUUCCACUGCCUGCUAUAACAUCCAUAUUUGGGAUGACAAAAGAAGUGAAAAAUGCAGGUGGUAAAUUGGAUAAUUCUAGUGCGAGUAUUUCUUGCCAAUCAAUUUCUGAUUCGCAUAUUUAUUUGGCAGAUAAUGAACUGUCCACAAUUUUGGUUGACUUAUGUAUUUUUGGUCAGACAAUUUGUAUACCUAUUGAAUUCAGGGAAAAAUAUUAUGUUUCACCGGAUACAAUUCUUUUCCAUUCCCUCAAGAAACAUAUUGUUCCAAAUAACUUCUAAAUUUUUAUUUCAAAAAUAUAGUUUUUAGCAUGAA
Messenger RNA from Cryptomeria japonica (Japanese cedar), 2571 nucleotides. Its product is annotated as nicastrin. Gene Ontology annotation, biological process: protein processing. Lineage: Eukaryota; Viridiplantae; Streptophyta; Pinopsida; Cupressales; Cupressaceae. The transcript is spliced from 16 exons. The record is from RefSeq and is a predicted model, not a curated record. Gene Ontology annotation, cellular component: membrane. Bases 102 to 2105 code for a protein of 667 amino acids.